Messenger RNA from Anguilla rostrata (American eel), 4255 nucleotides. RefSeq names its product zinc finger protein 219 (gene znf219). The transcript is spliced from 5 exons. The record is from RefSeq and is a predicted model, not a curated record. Gene Ontology annotation, molecular function: DNA-binding transcription factor activity, RNA polymerase II-specific; RNA polymerase II cis-regulatory region sequence-specific DNA binding. The coding region runs from base 358 to 3156 and encodes 932 amino acids. Gene Ontology annotation, biological process: regulation of DNA-templated transcription. NCBI's taxonomy places the organism in Eukaryota, Metazoa, Chordata, Actinopteri, Anguilliformes, Anguillidae. Gene Ontology annotation, cellular component: nucleus.
CAUCACUCUCCCACCCUCUCUCAUCGCUCCCUCUCUCUCUCAUUCACUCACUCACGACUGCACAAUAAAGGGAUCUUUGAAAAAAUUCAAGGGAGAGAGACGUGCGAGAGAGAAGGGGAGGAGGAGAGAGAGGGGAGGGGGGAACGGCGUAUGCUUGUAUACAACAACCCCGAUUUCCAUUUUUUCCCAACUCGUAAUGUAUUUAAUUCAAGUGAAACGUAAUCAUGACGUGUAGCGUCAUUAAUCUCCUCGCCGCCUCUCCCGGAGCUGUAGCAGGGGCUCAGAAGGACUGGAAUCGCUGUAUCUGUUCCUCCCUCUGCAAACAGACCGGAGCAUGUCACACUCACUCUAAAGAGUAUGGAUUCCCCUCCGGAGUGUGUGCUGGCUCUGUCCUGUGACCCACCCCAGAUGUCCCCCCCCCUCCCCGCCCUGGACCACAGCCCCCUCCCCACCUUGGACCACAGCCCCCUCCCCCUGCAGCACACCCCACCCUCCCCCCAACCGCACCGUGACCAUGACGAUGAGCCGGAGCAGGAGGAGGAGGAAGAGGAGGAUGAAGAGGAGCUGUCGCCCCCCCCGUCCCCGCUGUUCCCGGGCGGGGGGCUGGGCGGGGGGCCGGGCGGGGGGCUGGGUUUCGGAGCUCUGGAGCGUGCCCUGUGCUCCAGUCAGGACCCCCGGAGCAGCGCAGAGCUGGACCUGCAGCUGUUCCACAACGGCCGGCCGGCCGGGGCGGGGCAAGAGGGGGCGGGGCAGGGGGCGGGGCUGCAGCUCAGGUUCCCCUGUAAAGUGUGUGGGAAGAGGUUCCGUUUCAACAGCAUACUGUCUCUGCACGCCCGAGCCCACACUCUGGACCGCGAGCGCGAACGCGAGCGCCACCACAACCCCAACCCGCCGCUGGAGACGGGGAGUCCCGUCGGCCUGCCCACCCUCAGCCCGCCUGCUGUGACCCCGCCCCCGCCCCUCACAGAGGGGGCCGUGCCCCUCGCCCCCGCUGAAGACCCCGCCUCUCAGGUGGCGUCCUCGUUCCGCUGCCACGCCUGCAAGGGGAAGUUCCGCACGGCCGGAGAGCUGUCCCGGCACGUCCGCAUCCUGCACAACCCCUACAAGUGCAGCAUGUGCGCUUUCUCCGCCAGCCAGGAGGAGGCGCUGGCCGCGCACCUGCAGGAGAGCCACGCCCCUGAGAGCCCUGGCCCCGCUCCCGGCCCCGCCCCCCUGCCGCUCCCCCUGCCCGCGUUCCGCUGCGACACCUGCGGACAGCGCUUCACGCAGUCCUGGUUUCUGAAGGGCCACAUGCGCAAGCACAAGGCCUCCCUUGACCACAAGUGUCAGGUGUGUGGGCGGGGCUUCAAGGAGCCCUGGUUCCUGAAGAACCACAUGAAGGUGCACCUGAACAAGCUGGGCCUGAAAGCGGGCGGGGCCUCAGGAGCCGGGGCCUCAGGGGGCGGGGCCUCAGGGGGCGGUGCCGGGGAGCAGAGCAAGGCCCCCCCCAGGAGCCAGGCGUUUGGGGCGCUGUACUCCAGCCUGCUCCUGGCGCGUGGGGGCGGGGCCAGGGCGGGGCCUGGGGAGGCCGGAGAGCCCAGUAAGGCCUCGCUGCUGAGUUACCUGGGGUUGCCAGGCGACGGGGGCGGCAGCUGCAUGGAGAGGCUGCAGGCUGUGGCGCAGGUGGCUGAGAGGGGCGGGGCCAGCGCUGGGGGCGGGGCCAGCAUGGGGGCAGGGGGAGCAGCUGUCUGGCAGCUGGUGGCGCGUAGUUUAGCCUCCAGCCAGCAGGGGCAGCAGCGCGUACAGAAGAGCUCGGUGGCCGGCGAGGCAGAGCAGGUGCGUGCGUACCUGGAGGGCCUGCUGUCGCGAGCCGACGCCCGAGCCGACGCCCCUGCCGCGCCCUGGGAGUGCCCGGACUGCGGGAAGCUGUUCGGCUCGCUGCCACAGGCUAUCGCUCACGCACGUGUGCACACCCACAGACCCCACAGGGAGGAGCCCAGGAAACCUGGCCAUGCCCCCAAAACCCCCGCACCCCACACCCCAAAAACAACCGCCCCUUUACUGCACCCUGCUGGAGGAUUACACUCCGGCAUCAGCCACAACCAAGGUGAGAAUGGAUUACGGGCAGGCUCGGUCAGAGAGAGGGUGAGGGGGACAGGUGUGAAAGACUGUCCGUACUGCGGAAAAGCAUUCCGCUCCUCUCACCACCUGAAGGUACACCUACGAGUGCAUACAGGUGAGAGGCCCUAUAAGUGUCCACACUGUGACUAUGCUGGCACACAGUCUGGGUCUCUGAAGUACCACUUGCAGAGACACCACCGUGAGCAGAGGAACUCUGCGCCCCCCUUAGCCUCUUCCCUGCCCCCCAGCCCCCGCCACCGGACUCCCCAGGAGGGUCCCUUCAGUAGGGCAGAGAACAGCGCUGACCUCGCCCCCAGCCCCGCCUCCAGACACGCCCAGGCGUGGCCCCGAGAGCGCAAGGCAGGCGGGCCCCAGAGGGGCGGGGCAGACCUAGAGGGCUUCCCGUAUUCCAUGGGGGCGGUGGCGGGGGGGUUCCCCAGGGGGGGGCAGAGGGGGUGGGGCAGGGUGCCCCCGGCGAAGCCGCCCAAAACGUCGCGGCGCAAAGCGCUGAGCACCACGCGGCUGCCGCCCCACGGGGACGCCUUCGAGCCCCUGGACCUGUCCCGCCGCCCCGGCCUGGAGGGAGGGGGCGGGGUCACGCUCAGCCAGUGCCUGUUCUGCCCCUUCCGCACGUCCUCCGCCGAGCUCAUGGCCAUGCACCUGCAGGUCAACCACACCAGCAAGUCCCGCCGCAAGCGCGUCUCCCCCGGCAACGCGCCCCCGCCGCCCCCCCGGCCCCUGGCCCUCUGGACCUCCUGCAGUAACUGGGCUGCCAGCAGGGCGGCGACAGCCAACGGCUUCUCACUGCAGGAGGAGGGCCCCAAAAGCCCAGACCCGCCCCCAAACCCCCGCAGCUGCACAGCGGGGGCCAGCACGGGCCCACAGGAGGAGGAGGAGGAGCAGGAGGAGGAGCAGGAGCAGGAGGAGGCGAUGGAGGAGGAGGAGAUGGAGGAGGGGGAGAAGAACAUUAGUUCCCUUGGCGAUCUCCCAGGGGAAGAGGAAGAUAGGGUCCUGGCUCCACCCUCCCCCUCCCACAUGUGUGAGGAGGCUGAGUGAGGGGGGGGGGGUGAUGGGAGGGGUUUAGUGUUCUGCAGGAGGCACAUGGACCAUAGCAGUACCCCCCCAUCUAGUCUGAUAGGCUGCUGUACACACGCAGAGGCAGAUCUGCAGUUUCAUUGGUCUUCAACUCCUGUGCUUCCUCAACCCAGUAUUGACAAACAGGAGCUUCCCCAGUACACCAACAAUCAAAUAAAGUAACAGUGCAUUAUUGGAAACAGGAAGAACAUGACAGAAGGGUGAUAUUCAUUAGAGCCUCUGUGUGUGUGUGUGCGUAUGUGUGUGUGUGCGUGCGUGCGUGUGUGUGAGUGUGUAUGUUUGCAAGUGUGAGUGUCUGUAUGUGUAUGCACGUGUGUGUGUGUUCAUGUGUGUCUGUGUGUGUGCAUGUGUGUAUGCCUGCGUGUCUGUGAGUGGGUGUGUGUACGUGUGUGUGUGUGUGUGUGUGAAUGUGUGUGUGCGUGAGUGUGUACGAGUAUGUAUGUGUGUGUGUGUAUGUGCAUGUGUGAGUGUGUGUGUACGAGUGUGUGUGUAUGCGUGUGUGUGUGUGCAUGUGUGUGUGUGUGUACGAGUGUGUGUGUAUGUGUGUGUGUGUGCGUGUGUGCAUGUGAGUGUGAGAGUGUGUGUGUGUGUACGUGUGUGUGAGUGUGUACGUGUGAGUGUGUGCAUGUGUGUGUGUGUGUGUGUGUUUGUGUGUGCAUGUGUGUGUGUGUGUGUGUGUGUAUGUGUAGUUAGGUGACUGUUUCUCAGCUCAAAGGGCUUCCAUUCUCCCAAACUGUGAAAAAGCAUUUCCCCAACAAAGUGGAAAUAAAACCCAGCGUAACCCUGACAACGCUGCAUAACCCUAACAACGCUGUGUAACCCUGACGACGCUGCGUCACCCUGGCAGCCUCUGCAGCAUUGGGGUGGGGUACCCAUGCUGCACCUGUGUGAGGAUGCUGCGGGGGUCAGCAUCAGCACCCGGGGUCCAGCCCAGACGGGACAUUUCUGUUUAACUGUGGAGUAGGGAGGGAAUAUUUCUGUUUACAUCAGGAAUGCCAGGAUUUGGCAUGAGCCAAUAUCCCAGCAUGCUCUCUGACCGUACCUGAGGACAGUUUUACCC